GGAUGAAGUUGGGCCUCCCGCAGUUCAACUUCCGGGUGGAAAUAUUCUGCAUGAAGUGAAAUUUGCUUGCAAAAUAAUUUGGGCGAAGUUCUCGGCCAGUUUCACUCUGUAAAAUGUCCCGAGGCUCGAGUGCAGGGUUUGAUCGACACAUUACUAUCUUCUCUCCUGAAGGAAGACUUUAUCAAGUUGAAUAUGCUUUCAAGGCUAUAAAUCAAGGUGGACUCACAUCAGUAGCGGUCAGAGGGAAGGACUGUGCAGUUGUUGUAACACAGAAAAAAGUACCGGACAAGCUUCUGGAUGCCUCCACAGUCACCCACCUCUUCAGAAUAACAGACAAUAUUGGAUGCGUAAUGUCUGGGAUGACAGCUGACAGCAGGUCUCAAGUCCAGCGAGCUCGCUACGAGGCAGCCAACUGGCAGUACAAGUACGGUUAUGAGAUUCCAGUGGACAUGCUGUGUAAGAGAAUUGCUGACAUCUCACAGGUCUACACGCAGAACGCUGAGAUGAGACCACUGGGCUGCUGUAUGAUAGUGAUCGGCAUAGAUGAGGAAUACGGUCCCCAGGUGUACAAAUGUGACCCAGCAGGCUAUUACUGUGGCUUCAAGGCCACGGCUGCCGGAGUGAAGCAGACAGAAGCCACCAGCUUCCUGGAGAAGAAAGUGAAAAAGAAACUGGACUGGACCUUUGAACAAACUGUUGAGACGGCAAUCUCAUGUCUGUCUACGGUCCUCUCUAUUGACUUCAAGCCCUCUGAGCUAGAGGUGGGAGUUGUCACAACACAGGACUCCAAGUUCAGGGUGCUGACAGAGGCUGAAGUGGAUGCCCACCUGGUGUCCCUGGCAGAGCGGGACUGAGCAGGCAGAGGCACAUGUCACCUGUUGGAUAAAGUUAGAGCAUGAUGGGAUAUGCAGUUCCCAGUUGCAGACUGGUGUUAUCUUUGUUUGCUGUACAUUUACCCCAGUUUCAUUGAACAAUAAAAGUUUUUGGAGUAAAAUAGCCA
Messenger RNA from Myripristis murdjan (pinecone soldierfish), 1000 nucleotides. RefSeq names its product proteasome subunit alpha type-6. The record is from RefSeq and is a predicted model, not a curated record. The transcript has 7 exons. The coding region runs from base 114 to 854 and encodes 246 amino acids. Gene Ontology annotation, biological process: ubiquitin-dependent protein catabolic process. NCBI's taxonomy places the organism in Eukaryota, Metazoa, Chordata, Actinopteri, Holocentriformes, Holocentridae. Gene Ontology annotation, cellular component: proteasome core complex; proteasome core complex, alpha-subunit complex.